GUAUAAUAUAUGUUUGUACAACAGUUGCAUAGAGUAGAAAGAAAAUGAGACCAUAUAGUAAUACGGGUCCUGAGUUAAGGAAAGGUGCAUGGACUGUGCAAGAAGAUAUGCUUCUCAAGAACUAUAUUGACAAGCAUGGUGAAGGGAAAUGGCACCUCAUUCCUCUCAAAGCAGGUUUAAACAGGUGCAGGAAGAGUUGUAGGCUACGAUGGUUGAAUUAUUUGAGGCCAAACAUAAAACGAGGAGACUUUGCUCAAGAUGAAGUUGAUCUUAUACUUAGGCUUCAUAAGUUGUUAGGAAACAGAUGGGCAUUGAUUGCUGGAAGAAUACCAGGAAGAACCGCUAAUGAUGUGAAAAAUUACUGGAACACUCAUCAACGUUCUUGUUCCAAACAACGAAAGAAAGAACCUAAAGAUGAUGAAUCAUUACAAGAAAGCAAGGUCACAAUUAUUAAGCCACAACCGCAGACCUUUUCAAAAACUCUAAAUUUUGGGUUAAACUUGCCAUCCAUUGUACUUGAUGACAAUAUUAACAAGUAUAUAGACGACUUAUUUGAUGAUCAUGAAAAGGGAAUUGAUGGAACAAUUGGAUGGUCAUUUUGUGGUUCUUCAGGGAAAGGAAAGGCCUUAAAUGUUGUCGAUCAAGACGAUGAUCAAAUUAGUUUCUUUGAUUUCCCGAUGGAUGAUAUCACGAUGGAGCUUAUAAACUCAGAUCAACUAUGAUCUUCAACAUUGUUCAACUCAUGUUUGUGUAUUAUUGAUCAAUAAUUAAGAAAGUAUAGUGUUAUGUUGUGAUUUAUUGCAUGGUAUUAAUUAAGAAGCAACUCUUCUAAGUUUCUAUAUUGAAAA
Lactuca virosa is the source of this 848-nucleotide messenger RNA. NCBI's taxonomy places the organism in Eukaryota, Viridiplantae, Streptophyta, Magnoliopsida, Asterales, Asteraceae. The record is from the annotation of a GenBank genome assembly.